AAAGCUGAGCAACCUUAAUUUUUCAAGUCUGGUGCUCCCUUCAGGGUUUAUUAUCGUCUUUUGGUCUCCUUUUCUCGCAAUUAACUAAAUUCCAUCUCCGGCUAUGCCGUCGGCGAUCAACGGGCGACGUUAGCUAUCGACAUGGCUUUACCCGGCAUUGGGACCGUUACCAAAACCUCCUUCCCUCCCCUCCCACCUCUUUCCUUCUGUCCUCUCCAUCGGAGCUCCUUCGCCGCCUACGAGGCUCUAGCGAAGCCAGACUUCCUCUCCGACAAUGGGCAUCGAGAUCAAGCUUCCUCAUCGCCUUCCACCUCUCCUUCUAAUGUGAAAGGAACCGAGUGCAUCAGAAGGUCGCUAUGGAAGAAAAUGAGUUCGAAGGAGCUUGGGAUUAAAAAAUCAAUGAUAUCAAAGCAGACGAGAUCCGUUCUAAGUGAGCUAAGGAGGAGAGGGUAUGAUGUCUACUUAGUCGGAGGCUGUGUUCGGGACCUUAUCAUGAGAAGGGUUCCUAAAGACUUUGAUAUCAUAACCACUGCGAAUCUUUCAGAGGUUAAGAAAGCCUUUUCAAGGUGUGACAUUGUAGGAAAGCGGUUUCCCAUUUGUCAUGUUCAUAUCAAUGAUUAUAUUGUUGAGGUUUCAAGUUUUAGCACCUCAGGAAAAAAUUCAAGCAAUCAUGUUAGAUAUAUUUCCCAAAGGCCUCCCGAUUGUGAUGAAUUGGACUGCAUGCGCUGGAGAAAUUGCCUUGGACGUGAUUUUACAAUUAAUGGAUUGAUGUUUAAUCCAUAUACUCGGUUAGUUUAUGACUAUAUGGGAGGCAUGGAAGACAUUAAAAAGGCUAAAGUUCGAACUGUAAUUCCUGCUCAGACAUCUUUCCGAGAGGAUUGUGCUCGAAUUCUACGGGCAAUCAGAAUUGCUGCUCGUCUUGAUUUUCGCUUUAAUCGAGAAACGGCUCAGUGUAUAAAAGAUUUCGCAUCAUCGGUAGUAAGACUCGACAAGGGAAGAAUUCUUAUGGAAAUGAACUAUAUGCUUGCGUAUGGGUCUGCUGAGGCCUCUAUGAGGCUGCUUUGGAAAUUUGGACUACUGGAACUUCUAUUACCCAUCCAGGCUGCUUAUUUUGUAUCGAAAGGGUUUCGGAGGCGUGACAGCGGAACUAAUAUGCUCCUGGUUUUACUCUCAAAUCUGGAUAGAUUUCUUGCACCAGAUAGGCCGUGCCAUAGUAGUUUAUGGGUUGCAAUAUUAGCAUUUCAUGAGGCACUCUCUCGUGUUCCUCGGGAUCCUUUGGUGGUGGCAACUUUCAGUCUGGCUGUUCAUAAUGGUGGAGAUAUUCUAAAAGCCAUCAAUAUUUCCAGGGGGAUUAAGAGUUCUUACAAUCAAAACUUCUCAGAAAUAUUGGAGCUCCUUAUAUGGGACGAAGAUGAGAGGUUGAUGAAUGAGGUUUUAGACUUCGCUGGAUCAGUGAUUUCUGCAUUAGGAUCAAUGACUGAUGAAUAUUUUAUUUCGCGAAGUAUGGCACAAUACCCUCAGGCUCCAUUUUCUGAUCUGGUAUUCAUUCCCCUACAACUUUAUUUGAGAGUUUGUCGGAUUUUUGAGUGCAUUACAAGCAGAGAUUCAGAAGGAGGCUUUGUUCCAAAACAAGGAAGUAAAAUUAAUUAUCAUAGUUUGGCCCAUGGUGGUUUGUCUGAGCUCCGUCAUGUCUUCGCCCGCAUUGUUUUCGAUACAGUUUAUCCCCCAAAUGCCGAAGAACUAGACACGAAAAGCUCCUCUUGUUCUGGUAGCUGACAACAACGACAAUGAAUCAAGCUCGAGCUCGAACUCGAUUAAUCAGUCAAGCUCAAGCUCAUGCUCGGCCCGACUGGUUUACACACCUUGCCUGGCUAUGACCCUUCGAUCUCUAAUUGUGUCGUUUUUGCGGCGUUGGGUUAAGAAAUUUGACACCACCUUGUCUAAACGAGGAUUUUACUAAUCUUUGUCAUUUCAUUUAGUGUCAGAUGAAGAGAAGAAGAAGAGUGUGUUGCUGAAGCAGGUUGACCUCAUAUUUCUUCUCUGAACGGCAUUGCACUUCUUGAAGGCCAAGUUAAAAGUACAGGUACAAAUGUAUGAUUGUAUACCUUAGAGAUUGAAGAAGAUGAAGAUUGAAGAAUUUUACUAUGUUUUUUUCCUUAAAAAAAAUUGUUUUGGUGAUGUUAAGUAUGUCAUUAUUUGUUUUGUAGUUUUUUUAUUCUAAAUUUGUAUUUUGUUUAAAUUAGUGGUUAUAAAAUUGUG
Phalaenopsis equestris is the source of this 2259-nucleotide messenger RNA. Its product is annotated as poly(A) polymerase I-like. Gene Ontology annotation, molecular function: RNA binding; nucleotidyltransferase activity. Gene Ontology annotation, biological process: RNA processing. Bases 142 to 1776 code for a protein of 544 amino acids. NCBI's taxonomy places the organism in Eukaryota, Viridiplantae, Streptophyta, Magnoliopsida, Asparagales, Orchidaceae. The transcript is spliced from 16 exons. The record is from RefSeq and is a predicted model, not a curated record.